Molecule: messenger RNA, 853 nt
Organism: Cryptomeria japonica (Japanese cedar)
Lineage: Eukaryota; Viridiplantae; Streptophyta; Pinopsida; Cupressales; Cupressaceae
Exons: 1
Coding region: 273-683 (136 amino acids)
Molecular function (GO): calcium ion binding
Source: RefSeq, a predicted model, not a curated record
UAAAAUAGUUCAUAAAGACUUCUCACCUUCAAAUUCAUUCCAUUUAGGAAAAAAUGUUGAAAACUGCCGAAAACUAUGGAUCAGGCAAUCUGAGCGCUCCUAAAGUCCACUUGUAAAAACCACAGCGUGCCACGAACCAAGUUUCGUGCAGUGGUUUAUCUAAAUCCAGAGACUUGAUUUGGGAAUGGAGUACAUAAGGAGCCUAUGGCUAAUUGGGGAAGCAUCAGAAAUCCAAGUCAAGAGAGGAUAAGUAGUAAUCAAUUUCAGAUAAGAUGAGUGUGGUAAUUCUGGACGGUUCGACCGUGAGGGAUUUCGUUGCAGACGAGGCGGUGUUCAACAAUACCAUCGACGAAAAGUUCAAAACCCUAGAUGUGAACGACGAUGGCGUUCUUUCCCGCUCUGAGCUGCGCACGGCCUUCGAGAGCCUCCGCCUGCUGGAGUCCCACCUCGGCGUCGAUGUCAAGCAGACCCCCGAUCAACUCAACGCCCUUUACAACUCCGUCUUCGAUAGCUUCGACAAAGACCAUGACAACAAUGUCGAUCUGCCCGAGUUUCGCUCUGAGAUGAAGAAGAUUAUGCUCGCCAUUGCCGAUGGCCUAGGCACCGCUCCCAUUCAGCUUCUUGUUGACAACGGCAGCCUCCUCAAAGAAGCCGUCGAGUUUGAAUCUGCCAAAACCCACUAGUCUAGCUUUCAUAUCUGUUAAAUAAACCCUAUUAAUCGAGUUUCAUAUGUUCAAUAAAACCUAAUGCUUUCUUCUUGUAAUCUAAACUAAAAUUUGGAUCUUUGUGUGGAGAUCUCCACGCCUGUCUUUGUAUUAUGCUUUAUUAAUUAAAUAUUUGUGGUUUUGUUCUA